Helicoverpa zea (corn earworm) is the source of this 5947-nucleotide messenger RNA. RefSeq names its product putative thiamine transporter SLC35F3. The coding region runs from base 280 to 1773 and encodes 497 amino acids. The record is from RefSeq and is a predicted model, not a curated record. The transcript is spliced from 9 exons. NCBI's taxonomy places the organism in Eukaryota, Metazoa, Arthropoda, Insecta, Lepidoptera, Noctuidae.
CAAAACCAAUGAAAAUCUUUAAAAACAAGAAAAAUGAAUGAAAAUACUGGAGUAAGAAAUAUUUUCCUGAAAGAAAUGGUUUCUUAUUUAUUUUGCCGGCUGAAAUGUUGAGAUUGAGGAGUUAUACGUGAUGUGCCAUGUUUUAUACUUAUUUGUGUAAGAUUAAAUUGUAAAAUGAUGGUUUCUAAAUUGAAUUGUAGCUGUGAAUUAUUGUGUUUUUGAAUUUAAAAUGUUUGUGGACGUUUUCCGUGAUGUGAUUUUGGAAAUAAAUUAAGCAGAAUGGCGCGAGACGGUGACUUGCCAACUAUUUUCAACCCUAAGAGAGUGCGCGCUCCUUCUGUGAUAAUUACGAGCGAGGAAGUGGUAGAGAGUGAACGAGGUGGUGGUGAUGGGGAUAGGGAUCGUCCGAAUGGUCCCCCGACGCCGCUGAGUCCUCGGGCGCCUCUGACUCCGCAGGCAUCGGUGUGCUCGGCUCCGCCGCUGACUACUCAGCCGUCGCUGCAGCAGGCCUAUAGUGAGUCCGCUGCUAGCAGCCAGGAUGAGGAGCGGCAGCUGCGUGACAAGAAAUGCCCUCGAUCUUGUUGCUCAAAAUUUGCUAAGAAGAUAUACUAUGGUAUUUGUGUAAUGCUAACAUUGACUGCCAGCUGGGUGACGUCCACCCACUGUAUAAAACACAUGUACCUCGAGGAAUAUCCACCAACCACCCAUGGCAUGGUAUACACCACAGAGUCGUCCCCUAUGGUCAAUAACUUUACUAAGCCACAUAACAAUCAUCUGUACAACGCACCAUUCUUUACGGCUUGGUUUUGCACCAACUGGUUGAUAUUCUUUUACCCACUCUACCUGAUAGUAAUGCUCAUACACAACAAGUGUAAAUCUGCCAAUGAUAUUGUGUUUGAUGCCUUCAGUGAUUUUAAGGAGAAGGGGUUCACUUUUGCACGAUUCAUAAGCCGAUGCGGUCUAUUCUGCCUGCUAUGGACGGUCACCAUCUACAUGUACACCUAUGCACUGAAGAUCUUACUGUCCACUGACGUGAUGGCACUGUUCGCCACUAACGUAUCAUGCAUCUACCUUCUCUCGUGGGUCAUACUACACGAACAGUUUGUGGGAGUCAGGAUCGUAGCCGCGAUACUAUGCGACACGGGUAUCGCUCUCUUGGCGUAUAUGGAUGGCAUUACAGGCAGCUCAACUCUUGGGGGCGUGGUCCUAGCUGCCUGUGCGGCCGCUGGCUUCGCUAUAUUCAGAGUGUUAUUCAGGAAGGUAAUGGGUGACGUGAACUCUGGUCAGCGAGCCCUCUUCUUCUCGAUCCUGGGCAUAGUGAACGCUUCGCUGCUGUGGCCGCUGUGCUUAGCGCUGUACCUCACCGGCUCCGAGAUGUUGCCGUCACAUCGCAUGCCCUGGAUUUAUCUGCUCGUCGCUAGCAUUGCGCUGCUUAUUUUCCACCUGGUAUUUCAAUUCGGCAAUAUCAUCACGUACAAUAUAUUUGUCUCGCUCGCUCUUAUCACUGCGGUUCCCGUAUCAGCAGCGUUGGAUGUCGUGCUAUACGGAGUACAAUUCGAGGGUAUGAACUUGGCUGGACUGAUAUUGAUUGGCGUCGGUUUCUUCUUGGUCAUGUUCCCGGACAACUGGCCCGAUUACAUCAUGAGACUAUUGAGAUGGAGCCGCAGCCGCAAACGCGGCACAAACGGCACGGGCCGCAACCGGGACGCCAUGGACUACCGCACGGGCUACAUCAGGUCGCACCUGCGCUCGCCGUCCGGCCGCGUCAGGUGACCGCCCGAGCCCUAGCAGCCGCUCCUCGUGGUCGCCUGCGCGCCCGGGUGCUACGAGCUUCAGGUCAGGAAGUCGGUUUGAACCGGUUAGUGCUAGCUCUGUGAUGCCAGAUCAGGUCUUUGCAAGACCGUGCCAGAUCAGGUCUUUGCAAGAUUGGGUCUUCUGUCAGAUUCGGUCUUUUCUGUAAUAUAUUGUCUCUUUUGCAAUGUAGGGUCUUUUUGGUGUCUGUAUGGUUAGGUUAAGAAUGAAUGGUCUUUAAAGUUGAAAUCGAAGUAGAGGAGACAGAUUGUUAUCCAUCAUUUUGAAGGUCAAAAAUUGUGCUGAAAAGUUUUGAUCAAAAAGAUAUGUGCGAGUUGGUUUCUGAAGAUCGAGAGUCUUUGUUCUGUUAAUGUUUUCAACUUUAAACAACUUUGCUGUGAAAUAAACAUUAUGAAGUUUAAAUUUUUUUAUUAUUCUGGAAUCACCUUCGCUUCAUAUAAAAUCUUCAUCUUUUGUACCUAAAUUGGGGGAUUUUAGCAAAGAAUAGGCGCGAUGUUCAAUGCGGUAUCCUCAUUUCUCUUGGAACAUAUUAGAAAAAACUAUGUUUUCAAUCUUUAUAUUUCUGGUAGUUAAGACCUAUUGAUUUGGAUCGUCUGGCAAACAGAGCUAAGAUUAAGCCGCGAGAUACAUCGAUCGAUAUUACAUAAAAUGUUUUCGCUUAGUCUAGUGGUUACGUAGAUUCGUGUGCGUCUCGGCACGGUAGAAUAAUCGAUUCAUAGUUAAGUUUGCGCUAAAAAUCAUUCAUAUUUUGCUGGGUUACAAUUAUUUUAUUUUCUAGUCGGGUUAUCGCCUUAUCGUUUGAGCAAAUGCUUUGCCCGACUAGGAAAAAAACAUUCGAUUUGAUAAUAAAAUUGAAUUUUGUGAUUUGAAAAAAAAAAGAAAAAUACAGCGCAAACUUUUGAAAAUAGUUGUUAAAACACAUUCCAGCUAUAUUUCCUGCCCACUGGGCAACCUUAAGCCACUGUCCAAAAUGUCCACUAUCAAUAUUCCAAUUUAAUAUUAAUAUUUAUCUUUCAAUGUAACAUUCUCACUUCUGACUAACACUCCCUAGUACUGAUUAUCCUAGCAAGUUUUAGUUAUAAAUACGUAACUCGGCACUCGAAACUAUUCUUAUCUUAUGGUACUUGCAUACUUAUCUCGGUGUUGUGAUCCACCCGUAGAAUUAGUGUAGGUUUAGGACCAAUUAAAGGUAUGAAGAAAGGACGAAAAUUGUGUGUAUUGUGAUAGCAAAAAAAUUACAAUAGUUUCUAAAAUAGAUAAAACUCAAAUGAAGACUUCAUGCUUUCUAGUUUCAAUUUUCGAUGACAAUAAUAUUAUAGAAACUGAUAAUUAUAAUAAAGAUUGCAUAAUUAAAGUAUUUCGUGGCGAAUAAAACUUUAUUUCAUACCUUUAAAGGUCCUCGGGAAUGGCUUCCGAAUUUGUAUCUUAUUACUCGAUCUCAAAGAAUCUAGUCAAAUAUUAUAGUCAGGGUAAAUUUUAUAAUUAGAAAUAACAAUAAUUUAAUAUUACUAUGAAAGUCGAUAUGUAGCCGGAUCGAUGCUAAAUCGCUUAUAAAAAGGGUAUUCGCAUGCUAUAUGCAAAUAGGAAAUGAUAUGGGGAAUCGUAAAGGUGAACUUUCAAGCAUGGACGUAUGAUGUACGUUUUGAAUAAAUCUACUGAACAGCCCAACUAGUAUAUAGCUAAAUAAGCAGAAUUUUACCAGUUUCUCAAGUUUUAUCAUCUUUCAAAAUAUUCUAAUUAACAUUGUCUUAACUUUUUAGGCUGUUCAGUAGAUGGAGAAAGGUGAAUUCAAUAAUCUUUGUCAAAUACUCUUCAAUCUUACAUAUUCGUAUUGUCGAACACUUUAGUUUAAUUGUCACGUUUCCCUGUAUUGUAUAAGUAUUACAACCGCCCCAAUGUAGUGUUAACUCAUAUUAUAUCGUAGCACUUUAUUGAAACUAUCAUAUAUAAUGGAUGUAACGUAGACAAGUAGCCAUUAGUAUCACGUUGUCCGUUUUCGGAGUUUUAUAGAUGCGUUACGACGUUUUUUAAGGAUUGAAGUUUGAGCUUAGUUGUCGAUGGAAGGAGGUUGAUUCAACUGUUGUUACUGUAACAGACGUGUACAUGUAUAAUAUAAGAGUAAGUUGGAGAUUAGAGUCGCGGAGAUAAUUUUCGCUGAGUUUUGACGCACAUUGGCCAUCACUAAAUUAACCUUUUUAAAAUUAAUUUCCAUAAUAGUCGAAUGCAGAUGCAGUUCUAAAGCAGAUCCUGCGUAUCCCACUUAGUACUAUAGUGACCUCUUGGACACAAGAGCAUACGAAGAAUUGCGGUUCUUUAGAAUGUUUUACCGCCAAAAUGCAAAAAUCCAAACCUUUACUUGAUCUUAUAUAAUACAAGUACGCACGAUUGACGCAGAUUGGUAUAUUAUGUCGCGGGUAUCGAUUGCUCGGUGUCGUUCACAUGUUACUUUAUGACGAUAAGCGAUAGGACGAUUCGUUACGUCUUGCAUAACUUAUGCCUGACCUAAUGACGGAAGCAGGUGACGCUCUCAAUUACGCGGUACGUACCUUGAAAUUAUUUCAUGUUUGCACAGUAAUUAUGUUGAGAUAGGCAAGUUGAAGGAGUAUGUAGAAGUUCAAGAUGGGAAUCUGCGUUCAUAAACUUUUGAUAUCGCUGUGAAAUUAUUUACAAUAUUAAACAAGACCGUCAAAGUCUUUAGCUUGCAAUGCUUGCAAAGUCUUUGACUUCAUGACAGUUAUCAUUGGUUCCGGACAGCAUCCUGCUACUUACAUUAUUGUACCAUCUGCUCAACCUUCGCCUAAUAAACUUGACACACAAACUGUUACGUGAAAUAAUCUCAAACGUUGCUUAAUUAAUACGUAAACAAAUAGAAGUGCAAGCACAACUCACUCAGCAGAAAAUACUCAGUCAGCUUUACAACGAUACCAGAAUUUCAGACUACGCAAUAAUGAAUUUUAGUUAUUAUUGUACGUAACAUGUAAACGAGAUCCAUUAAAAGUUUCUAAACAUUGUAUUGUACCCAUUCAAAUGUCAUAAAAUUAAAUACAUUAUUAAAGUUAAAACAAUGUAACACAUGAUGUUAACCAUUGUUUUGAAUGGUUUGUUUAUAGUUCGUGCCUUUACAAGUUGAAGUGUAUGUACCUUUGUUGUUAGUUGUUGGUAUUUGUUAGAGUACGCCUCAUUGUUUUGUUGUUCGAGAUGCCUCAUUUGCACUAGGACGAAGGUCGAUUUGACCGCUCAAGGUGGAACUAAAGGUUUAUCUGUCUGGAUUCAUUCAACACGUAGAGAAAUCUGACUUCAUAUUCCCGAUCUAGUGUAAAUAAGACAUCGCUUAGUUAAUCGUUCAGUAUCAUUAAAGUUGACUAUUAGCAUUAUGUUCUAAUUAAUCCAACCUCGAUAUAAGUUCUAUAAUACUCAUCUAGUGUACUCCUUCUAUCUGUACCUUUGCUAAACCUUUUAAUGUGUUGUUGUAUACCGUCGACGUAGACGUAAGCCGUCGGUUCUGUUCGUUAUGAUUGUGUGACUGUACCUCGUAUCGUCUUAGCUCAAUGUCUCUGUUGUGACUGAUGUUUUGUACCACGCUUACUGUACAUACCUAUUUAUUUUUAUAUCGUCUCAUUUAUUUUAGAUAACUAUGUAGUUCCGUGAUUUGUAUUUCAAUUAAGUAAAAUCUAAAUAAAUAAAAAGAUAAAUCAAAAAUAUAAAAUGAAAACUUUUGUAAUUUGAUGAUCUCAAUGAUUAAUGAUGUUAAAAAUUUUGUACAUUGGUUAUUGUUUCUACAGUCUUUAUUGCUCGUUUUUAUUAUAAAAUUUUAAAGACUGAAUUAAAUGAAAGUUGACUAAAAUUCAAUUAUGCAGUCAUGGAUGUUAGUCUAGUGUUAGUUCAUAGGUGAUACUGAUGAUAAUGUUUAAUUCGGUACGUAGAGUACGUAGGGUCUUGUAUAUCGGUGUCUAGAGUUAGGUAAUAACUGAUAACUUGUAUUUAGGACUCACGUGGUUCGAGUAGUGCAACCUUAUGUGUCUAACAUUUACCGCGAGUAGUGAACACGAGAUAACACCUUGGCCCCUGUGAUUCAUUUUGUUAAUAAUUAAACGUAGACGUAAUUUGUUGGUCAUGAAAUAAAAUUUGUCAUAAA